AUGUCUGUGGAGGUGCAAUCGCUUGCCUUGAAUGCCCUUACGAAGCGUAUUCAAGAUGAAGCAGAGGUGUUGCCGGAUGGCAUCUUACGGGUCGCGGAUUUCCUGAAUUACAGGGUGGACCCUGUCCUAAUGGACAGCUGUGGAGCGCUCCUCGCAAAUCGGUUGAUGGAUGCAAAGCCGACCAAGAUCCUAGCUGGCUGCAGUAGCCAAGGGCUCCUGCCAGCGGUGGCAGCAUCAAGGCAUUUGGAAAUGCCCGUAGUCUUCGCUUAUCCCUCCGUCCCAGACACUUGGAAUGGCGAUGCCACCUUUUCCGCAACUCUCCAGGGCCGCACGCACUGGGUACUUUCGAGUGCCAUUUGUGCAGAGGACCGGGUGGUGAUAAUAGAUGAUGUCGUCAGCACAGGCACGACAGUCAGUGCUCUGAAAACCAUCUGCGAGAAGGCUGGUGCCAAAGUUGUCGGGGUCGGUGCGAUCAUCCACAACUGCCUGGCUAAUGGCGGGGGCAGUCCCAUUGAAGGAAAGUUCGAGAGCCUGGCACAGGUUUCCAAGUCUAGUGCAGGAGGCCCUGUGGAUGUAAAGCCUUGCAUUGCCCCGGCGGUCCAGCAGCAACAGCUGCCAGAGGUUGUUGCGGCAGAUGUUCUGACGGAGCGAGUGAUGCGAGAGGGAAAGGUGCUGCCAGGAAACCUGCUCAAGGUCUACUCCUUUGUGAACCAUCAAGUUGACACGCGCUUGAUGGACAUGUGUGGCCAACUGCUAGCGCGGGUUUUUGCAGGUUUUGGGGUGCAAAAGGUGCUCACGGCCCAAACCGGAGGUCUCCCUCCGGCACAUGCCGUAGCAACGGCCUUGCGUGUGCCGCUGGUCUGUGCCCGGGAGACUCAUGAGAAGGAUGAGGUGGUCAUGCAGACUAUGUACAGCGCCCCUUCGGAAAGCUUCACCAAGAAGAAGAAGCUGGUACUUUAUGUUACUAAAGAAGCGUUGCUCCCCGGCGAGGUGGUUUUGGUUGUCGAUGAUUUUCUGGCCACGGGCACCACUGGCGUAGCGCUGCAUCGACUGGUCGAGCAGGCAAAGGCUGAAGUAACAGGGAUGGCUUUCCUGGUCGAAAAACGAUUCCAAGAUGGUCGUGGAAAGAUUCUGCGGGAGCUGCCCCACUUGAACGGCCGGAUCGUAUCACUUGCAUGCAUCGAAGCGAUGUCCACAGAGGGAAUUUCGUUGGACUGCAAGGUGGUCGGUGACUGCAAACCCAUCCAACCUGCAGACGGGAAGGUGAUGAUCAACCGAGUCCUGUCAUCUGCCCAAGCGCAUCAGGGACGAGGCAUGAUCAAUGCGUCUACAUUCCUGAACCACGUUGUGGACACCAGGCUCAUGGAUCAGGCUGCUACGCUGCUGGCAAAGCGCUUCGUAGACUCACGGGCAACGGCUGUUCUGACAGCUGAAAUGUCCGGUGUUGCACCAGCCUUGGCUUUGGCAAUGCAACUUCGCGUGCCCUUGAUCUGUGCACGCAGGGAGCUGAGCAAGGUUAUGGCUGUUGCGGGUGGCACAAUCUCCGCAAAAGUCGAGGGCAGCACUGAUCCGGCGCGAGGAACUCUUCACAUCUUUCGCGACCACCUGCGAAAGGACGACGCCGUGCUGCUAAUUGACGACAUUUUGGGAAACGGAGCCACGACCAUGGCACUGCAGAACCUCUGUGACCAGGUUGGCGCCACGGUUGUUGGUGCAGGCUUUCUCGUGGAGAAGGUUUUCCAGCACGGCCGGGGCAAAAUUUUAGCUGCGCGACCGCACAUGGCUGACAGCAUCGUGGCCCUCACGAAAGUCUUAUCGAUGAAUGAUCAAGGGCUGAAAGUCUUCCGCUGCCCUGAGCCUGCGCGAGACACCUGGGUGCGAGUGGCUACUGAUCUCGUCCGGAGAAUGAGCAAGGAAGUUGAGAUCGACGUGGCAGCAAAUGCCAUGAAGUUCAGGUCAGUGUUGGGUCAGCAUAUGAGCAUGGACCCAGUUCUGCUCGAUGCUUGUGGUGACGUGCUGGCGGCGCAGUUUGCCGGAGUCACCAAGGUCCUGACAGGAGCUCCGGUGCAGGGCCUGUCGGUGGCGUACGUAGUGGCCAGGCAUUCCGAAGUGCCGAUGAUCUUCGCCCGCAACACUGUACCGCUGACCAUGAAGGGCCAGCGGAUUUUGAGCGCCCAAGCUCCUACAGGCACGUUUAAUGUCUCCGGCGAGUUCUUCGGCCCAAGCGAUCGAGUUCUUAUAGCGGACGACUUCUUGGCUUCAGGGCAGACGGCGCUGGCGCUGAAGCAGAUUUGUGAGGAAGCCGGUGCGUCGAUUGCGGGCUACGCCUUCUUGGCCUUGAAUCGCACGCAACUCGUGGGCCAGAGGCCGGCAUCCGUAGCCGUCAACUCUUCAGGCCGCGAGGCUCUGGGCGCCAAGGUGGUGGUCCUUGCCGAUGUGGUCGGCAUUGCCGCUGGUCGUUGUGAGGUUAAGGUCGCAGAAUGGCUGCAGCGAGCUGCCAGCACUUCUGUGGCUGAGAGUGAUGGCCGCCUUCUAGACGGUGUUGCUGUGCGGUUCUUCGAGGGAUCCACUUUGUCCGGUGCCUUCGAUGUCCCAGUGGACUUGAUCGAGGCGCACCAACUCCGACUGAGACCUGACGAUCUUCUUUGUCUACGUUGGCCGCGGCCUGCGGGGGCUCGACAGCGGCCUGUGCUCAUCCAGGAAGCUUUCCGAGCUCUGACUUGCGGCCGCGAGCGGCUGGGGCAGAAGGAGCUCCGAAAGCUGGCGACCUUCACAGGCUUUGACGGGACUGAUGAAGAUUGGUCGGAGGAAUAUGCCUCGCUCUGCACGGAGUUCGGAGUGACGGAGGAAGAAGGGCUCGGCCUGCCGGAUUUCUCCAAGCUCGUUGACGACGAAUCGGAGAAGGGCUGCGUCUGUUCUGACGAUGAGCUCCGGGAGCUGAAGCAGCUUUAUGGGGGCCCGGCUCCGGACAGUCAAGGUGUGGAAGUUUCGGAAGUUUGGGUGGGGCAUGCCAUCGUGGAGUCUGCCGACAAGUUUGGAGACUCAUUGCAGGUUCGCUUCUACCUUUGCGAGGUAUCCAGCACGCUGGGCCUGCCCCAGGAGCUCCGAAGCAAAGAGCCCACGCCAGGCUUCGCGGUGGAACUGCUGUGGCUCCCGGAGACAUACCACUACCAAGGGACCGCGCUGGCAGAGCUGCCCCAGAGCGCGCCGCUGAUCCAAAACCUCAUCUUGUAUGGUGGUGUACAGAGACCCGAGUCGGACCCCAUGCGCGACUCCAACAGCUUCCUUCGGGACCUGUCGCAUUAUCAGCUCAACGACUCACAGCUCGAGGCUGUUCGGUCAGCGCUGUCAUCGCCGGUGACCCUGGUUCACGGUCCACCGGGGACCGGAAAGACGAGGACUGCUGCUGUGGUUGCCCUCACCUUUGCGAGUCACAAUGCGCAGAGUUCAGCGCGAGCCUGCAUCCUCUACACCGCCAACAGCAACCGGGCCGUGGAUGUGGCGGCGGAGGUGCAUCGAUGCUGGGGUGUCCUGUUGGUUGGAGAGUAUCACGAUGUCACGAGUCAGCAGAUGUUGCGAUCAGCCGAGGCCAUUACAGAGCUUUCGACUGAACGCCUCGAGGAUUUGUUCGAGACCCAAGCGCAGGAACUGUUCGAUGCAGUUUUUUGUUUCGAUUCCUGCCGGGUGGGUGGACAUGUAGGAACAGCCAGGCAGUUCGUCUGCUGUGAGUCCUUGCGAGCUCUUGACCUUGCAGGACGAGAAGUGCGCAAUUUGCUGGGGGGAAGGAGUCUGUCAUCUGAGCUUUCUGGUCUUCUCUUAGUUGAUCGAACAGACCAAGACUUCAUCACCUGCUCUCUUGCCAUCAUUGGUUCAAGACCUAUGCACCUGGCGCUUUGCCGCCCGGUUUCUGUGCUGGUCGAGGCGACGCCAAACCCGAAGUCCAUGAAAUUCGUCUUGGAAGGAGGUGAAGUUCUUGGACGUGGGACAAAGACCAUGCUCUUUCGCAGUCCUCAUGAGGCUCUCCAGUCUCCUCUCGCUAAGUCCUUGCUUGAGUUGGAUGGCGUGCGGGAAGUGCUUCUUGCCGCGGAGCACGUCACCGUGACAAAAUCAACUCUAGCAGAGUGGGAGGAUCUCCAGGAUGUCGUGGAGGGGGAGAUUAGCAAGUUCUACGAGGCCGGGCAUACAGUGAUCGAGGCGUCUGCCGUGGAGUCCACGGAUCCCCAGGACUUCCCAGAGGGCAGCAUCGAAGCCGAGAUCCUCGAACUGCUUGAGGAGAGGGUGAGGCCUUUUGUUCAGCAAGACGGCGGUGACAUAGAGUUUGUGCGCUUUGACCAUGCAGACAGCACCCUGUACCUCAAGAUGGUUGGCUCCUGCUCUGGCUGCUCCCAGUCCCAUGCUACGCUGCAAGAAGGCGUGAAGAACUUGAUGGAUCACUACAUCCCGCAGGUGAAGCAGAUCGUUGGACUCAACGACGAGAUGGACUGGGCUGUGAGACUGUUCUCGAAUCUCACCUUGUGA
This is a messenger RNA of Symbiodinium sp. CCMP2456, 4518 nucleotides long. The record is from the annotation of a GenBank genome assembly. Lineage: Eukaryota; Dinophyceae; Suessiales; Symbiodiniaceae.